This is a messenger RNA of Microtus oregoni (creeping vole), 450 nucleotides long. RefSeq names its product beta-defensin 33-like. Gene Ontology annotation, biological process: cell chemotaxis; defense response to bacterium. NCBI's taxonomy places the organism in Eukaryota, Metazoa, Chordata, Mammalia, Rodentia, Cricetidae. Gene Ontology annotation, molecular function: chemoattractant activity; CCR6 chemokine receptor binding. The record is from RefSeq and is a predicted model, not a curated record. The transcript is spliced from 2 exons. Bases 1 to 189 code for a protein of 62 amino acids.
AUGAAGCUGCUGUUUCUUCUUUUUCUCCUUCUUAUAUGUCUUUCUCAGAAAGUAUUAGGGAACAAAAGAAAUGUGAGAUUCCAACAAUGUGAGAGAAUGGGUGGCCAUUGCAAGAAUCAGAAAACGCACGGAUGCUCCAUCCUGCCUGCUGAAUGCAAAAGUCGGUACAAACACUGCUGCAGGGUGUAACGGCAGCUCACUGACAUGCGCAGUUCAGCCUAAGUGUCGGCACCUGCUCUGAUUUCCGUCUAAUAAAGACAUCAUGAAACAUAUGUACUCUUCCCAAGAUGUAAAUUUUACGGGAAACGCCAGUAAGCUUGAAAAGGGAGAAUGUGGUGGUGUUGGGGUUGGGGUCCAGUGUUUCCAGGUUCUUGGCCUCCAAAACGAGGGAGCUUGAUAUUGAAAUUCCCACUUCCUGCUGCCUUUCUCAUCUCAGAGAAGGUAAGGAGU